Eutrema salsugineum is the source of this 1700-nucleotide messenger RNA. Its product is annotated as BTB/POZ domain-containing protein At3g09030. The transcript has a single exon. NCBI's taxonomy places the organism in Eukaryota, Viridiplantae, Streptophyta, Magnoliopsida, Brassicales, Brassicaceae. The record is from RefSeq and is a predicted model, not a curated record. Gene Ontology annotation, molecular function: protein binding. Gene Ontology annotation, biological process: protein homooligomerization. The coding region runs from base 75 to 1460 and encodes 461 amino acids.
CACGUCAUCAGUCACAAUACCCCAGCCCAAUUGACAAAGUAGCUCAGCUGAAUCGAAGCUCAAACCGGCCAGUGAUGGCUCCCGAUGACGGCGAGCGCGUGAAGCUCAACGUCGGCGGCGAGAUAUUCGAAACCAAUGUAUCGACCAUUCAAUCAACCUCCCCAGAUUCUCUCCUUGCUGCUCUCACGAUUCCAACCUCCCAUGGUUCGAUUCCUGUGUUCAUCGAUCGUGACCCGGAGAUUUUCGCCGUCAUCCUCAAUCUCCUCCGUACUGGACGGCUCCCAGCUAAUUCCUCCGGCGUUUUCUCCAAGCAGGAGCUACUCGAUGAGGCUCUGUACUACGGCGUGGAGUCACUCCUCCGGUCGGCGAUGUUUCCGUCCCCGCUGCUAGGUAUCGAUGCUUCUCUAGUCUCCACCAUCACACCCGCGGCUGACGGAGUUCCCUCCGCUUUCACCGCCACCGCCGGAGACGCCUCUCUGUGGAUCGCUCACGGCGGACAGAUCUCCGUCUACGAUUGGAGUCUUUCUCACUCUGGAACCGUCCGUACGCAUCUCAACGAUAUCACGUCGAUCUGCCGCGUGUGGGCCGAGGCGGCGGCUAUCGGAUCUGAAUCCGCGUCGGGACUUCACUUCUACGAUCUCUCCGGAGGUCGUUACGUCGGAUCUACCCACUGGACGGAUCCGGAAGAUCCGAGGAUCCAUAAGGCACGAGUCGCCGCCGUUGCCGAUUCGUCCGGUGGAGUGUUCGCAUCUUUCGAUUGCCUGCACAGAGAGAACAGCGUUCUCCAGAUUGACAAAUCCACUCUCCAAGUCGCCGCCGUCAUCGGCCAGCAAUCUGGAAGCUCCGCCAAAACCAGCGUACCGGAAAAACUGCGGUGGGUGCCAACGAACGGUCUUUUAGUUGGAUCCGCGGUCCAGCGCGGGGUGUUUGGAUGCUCCGGCUACAUCAGGAUCUGGGACCCGAGAUCCAGGAACAUUGUGUGGGAGACGAGCGAGCCAGGUUCGGGACGAAGCAGCAGGUUCGGAGACGCCUUGGCUGACGUGGACGUCGACGUUGAAGAUUCGAUUCUCUACAAGGUAUGUUCCAAGUCAGGUGACCUGGGAAUGGCAGACCUUCGUAAAUUAGGUGAAGAUCCAUGGGUAUAUGUGUCAGACGAGAAUCCCGGCGCGUGGAAGUCCGACGACGGAGGAGGAGGGGGUUACAGCGUCGUACAUUGUUACAGAAAGCAAGUGUGGGCCGCGAGAGGUGGCGCAUUAGAGGUAUGGUCGAGUGUUAAGGAUAAUAUACGUGGCGAUCCGAUUCGUAGAAGAAACUUUGUAGACAAGGAAGAAGAUUCCAUUAGAGGGAUGAUCUCGAAAAUUGAAGCCGGAGGUGAUCGGAUGUUUGUUUCUCGGGAAUAUAUGGAAGGUGUUGAGGUCUGGGAAAGUUGUAAUUUCUCAAGUUUGGUAUCGGUCGAGUAAUGUUUUCCCAAACAGGGAAGAACAUUGAUCAAGCGGCUCUGUUUUCCCGGGAAAAUAGGAAAGAGUCAAAUUUUCAAACUUUCCAGGGUCUGAUACUGAUCGCCUACCUGAAGAGUGAAGAACAACAUCAAUAUUCAAACUUUACUGUUGUAAAAUUCACCAGAGCCCUCUUAUGUUGUAAAUGGAUUCAUAGUCUUUGUAAAUUUCUGAUUCUAGUGGAUAUUUACGGUAAUUUACGAA